Pseudomassariella vexata is the source of this 3531-nucleotide messenger RNA. Its product is annotated as RNA recognition domain-containing protein. Gene Ontology annotation, molecular function: RNA binding; protein binding. The transcript has a single exon. Gene Ontology annotation, biological process: RNA processing. The coding region runs from base 266 to 3490 and encodes 1074 amino acids. The record is from RefSeq and is a predicted model, not a curated record. Lineage: Eukaryota; Fungi; Ascomycota; Sordariomycetes; Amphisphaeriales; Pseudomassariaceae.
CCACUUGGGACUCGUCGGUUGCAGAUACCUCCGAACCUAAUCAGACUUCUCCAGGCCCGGCCCGCAUUUCAUCGCGUUCAAGUGCAGCACGCAGUGAGCGGGCAGUGCAGGACCUGAAUGACCGCCUAGAGCGCCGCGACAGACAGACUGCAUCUGUAUUCGGAUCCCCUCUGCACCCCGGCACUUCUUCCAAGAGGACUAUUCGCGACUCAUCACAUGCCGACCGCGGAGUUCCACCGAUUUAGCAGCGCGACAACGGUCCAUUAUGGAGAACGUCGUUGGAGAAGACAACUGGCUUGCCUACGUCGAGGAGCAGAGCCGCCAUGCAUACGACCUUGAGUCGCGUGUCAAGGUGGUCGAGCUCUUCAAGCAGGCCAUCGUCUCCGAGCCCGGCAGCUUGAAGAUCUGGCUGGCCUACUGCGAGUGGUUCUGGUCCCUCUUCACCGACUGCCAGAGCAACGAGGCGGGCUGGCCCGAGGAGGAGCAGCAGCUGGGCCGCGAGCUUUUUACCUUCGACGCCGCCUUGAGCCUCUGGAGCGAGGGCUACGAGUCCAUCAAGUACCGAUUGAACGACAGUCACGAGUUCUGGAACCGCUGGGUGUCGAUAGAACAAGAGCAACUGGCCAGAACCCGUACCCCAGUUGGCGUCAGGCGCAUAUCCCACCUCUUCCGCGACCGCCUCCAGGUCCCCCACGCCACCUGGGACAACACGUCGCAGAUGUUCUCCAGCUUCCUCAGCACGUACAACAAUGCGGCCUACGAGUCCGAAUUCAAGGAGGUCACCGCCCUCGCCAAGGACUCCAAAGACGCAUACGAGCUACGAGAACCCUUCGAGUUGAAGCUGAACAGAGCCGCCAGGUCGGGCGACGUGGAGGCUCACAAGGCCAUCAUGAAAGAAUACUUGGACUGGGAGAUGGCACAGAACAGGAAGACCCCCAAGACCGCGACGCUCGCCACGCAGCUCUGUGUUGGUCUCUAUUCGAGGGCGCUGACGGGCGUGUUUGCGUUCGAGGACGAAAUUUGGACCAACUACGUCGUCUACCUCUCUACCAUGCACGGCAUCGUCAAGAGUGGCCAGGCCCAACACUACCUGCCCGACAUGCUGGGCAUCUUGAAGAGAGCCGUGUCCCACUGCCCCUGGUCGGGCACACUCUGGAGUCGUUACAUCCUGUGCGCAGAAGAGACGGGCUGGGCUUUCCACGAUGUUGAGCACAUCAAACACACCGCCACAAACGCGAAAGCGCUCGACAAGAAUGGCAUGACGGGUGUGCUCGAGAUGUACGCUGCCUGGUGCGGCUACCUCAAGCGCACAGCCAUGAACCCGAACGCCCCCGAGGAUGCUGUGGACAUUGCCGACGUUGGCUUCUCGGCCGCAUUGGAGGACGUGCAGCUCUGGGGCGAGCGCUUGUACAAGAGUGCUUACCAGGGGGACCCCAACUACCGCAUCGAGCGCAUCCUCAUCCAGUAUCUCACGGAGAAGAAGGGCGAAAUCGACGCGGCGAGAUCCAUGUGGAACCGAAUGGCCGAAAAGCCCCUUCUUGCGGAUAGCUAUGACUUCUGGUUGAACUACUACCUGUGGGAAAUGGUCAUCUUCUCGUCCCGGCCGAAGAUCCGCAGUCCGACUCCGGCCAAUGGUACGAUGCUCGGGCGAGUUCCCACGCUGGCCACCAACGUCCUAGCUCGUGCCCUGAAGCGCAAGACCCUGGACUGGCCCGAGCGGGUCAUGGAAGUAUACCAUCAGCAUUGCAAUGACAACGAGCGGCCCGAAACCCUCCACCGUGCUCUAGACGUCAUCCACAAGACGAAAAGAACCGUGGCAAAGCGCCGCCAGCAGGAACAAGCCAACGCCGCGGCCGCAUACGCUGCGCAGACCCACGUGCAGCCAGAGGCGGCGACGGGCACCGGCACCGAUGAUGCCACCACGCGAGAUUCACCUUCUAGCUCCAAGAGAAAACGGGGAGCUACACCCGAGGAGUCAGCACACCCUGUCACCAAGAGACCCAAAAAUGCUGAAGUGAACGGCGCUGACGCAGCGACCAAUGAACAGAACCUGAAGCGCGACCGAGAAAACACGAGCGUUCUUGUCACCAACCUGCCUGGAGACGUGACCUCAACUGCUGUGCGAAAGUACUUCAAGGAGUACGGACACAUCCAAUCCGCAACCAUGCACAAGGAGGCUGGAAAUGCCGCCAAUGGCUCCGAUCAAGCCACUGCCACCGCUCUGAUCGAAUUCAGCUUGCCCGAGGAAGCCCAAUCAGCUCUGCUUCGUGACGGUAAAUACUUUGGCCGGUCGCAGAUUGGCGUCGAACCGGGUACUGGCCUCACUCUCUAUGUCACCAAUUACCCGCCUGCAGCCGACGAAGACUACAUCCGCAACUUGUUCAAACAUUGUGGCGGCAUUCUCAGCAUUCGCCUGCCUUCUUUGAAGUAUAACACUCACCGUCGCUUCUGCUACAUUUCAUUCGUGGACCAGGCGGCAGCCGCCAAGGGCUCAGAGUUGGAUGGCAAGUUGCUGGAAGGAAAAUACAAGCUGGUGUCCCAGUAUUCCAACCCUUCACGCAAAAAGACGCGCGAGGGCGCAACCGCAGAAGGCCGCGAAAUCCGCAUCAAGAAUCUCGACCCCAAGGCCAGCGAGGGUGACAUCCGGAGCCUGCUCCAGAAGUACGGCAUGGUGCAGAGCGUCAAUGUCCUCAAGAAUAUCGGCGGCACCAACGUUGGUCUUGCGUACGCCGUUUUUGAGACGAAAGGACAGGCGGAGAGUGCGGUCGACCUCGACAAGGCCAACAUGAACGGACGCAUCUUGGAUGUCGAACUGACGAAGGAGACCAACUUCAAACCUUUUGCUACUUCGAAAGGUGACUCGCCAUCCGCCGCUUCGAGUCCUGCACCGUCGGCCGAUGUCGCAAUGGCGGAGGGAGACACGUCCAACAAGCCCAGCAGCCGGGAGAUCCAGGAUCGAACCAUGGCGUUGCUGAACGUCCCCGACACGGUUAAUGACGCUCGAAUUCGCGCCUUUGCGGAAAAGCACGGCGACAUCGUGAAGAUCGUCCUGCGUCCCGAUCACCAGGGAGCCAUUGUGGAGUACGCAGAUGCCGCAACCGUCGGCCGCGCUAUGCUUGCGCUGGAUGGGUAUGAGAUUGUGCCAGGGCGGAAGCUGCGGACCGGAUUGGUGGCCGACCUGUUCAAGACCAAGGCAGAGCAGAAGAUGGACAGGAUUGUACCAACAGGUGGAUCCAAGAAUGGUGGCAACCCGAGAUUCAUGCCGCCACCCCUGACGAUCAGACGGCCUGCGCUCGGCGGCGGCGGAAAACGGGGCGGGAGGCACGGACUGGGUUUCGUGGCGGCCAAGAAACCAGACGAGGCAGGGGUCAAGGAGGCCCCUGUGAAUGGGACGGCUGAGGCAGUCAAGCCGAAAAGUAAUGCCGAGUUCAAGGCCAUGUUCCUUAGCGGACAAGGUGAUGUUAAAAAGGAUGUAAACGGUGGUUCCUGAGGGGGAGCAGAGUUUGGAGAGCGGUAAUGAUGCAAGAAAUU